Fragaria vesca subsp. vesca is the source of this 1321-nucleotide messenger RNA. Its product is annotated as MADS-box protein JOINTLESS-like. Gene Ontology annotation, biological process: positive regulation of transcription by RNA polymerase II. The record is from RefSeq and is a predicted model, not a curated record. Bases 329 to 1027 code for a protein of 232 amino acids. Lineage: Eukaryota; Viridiplantae; Streptophyta; Magnoliopsida; Rosales; Rosaceae. Gene Ontology annotation, cellular component: nucleus. Gene Ontology annotation, molecular function: DNA-binding transcription factor activity, RNA polymerase II-specific; RNA polymerase II cis-regulatory region sequence-specific DNA binding; protein dimerization activity. The transcript has 10 exons.
ACGCUUCCACAAACAUUCUGUCAUUCUCUCUCUCUUCCCCUCCUUCUCAUUCCGAUCCCCAUUGGUGGCUUUUGAGUUUUCCACUCCAAUCCAACACACACACAGGGAUAUAGAGCACCGAAACCAACACUGAACCUCCUCAGCUGAGAGGAAGUUUCAGUUUUAGGGUUUGCGCAAGAUUCUUAGCUAAAUUUGGCAAAAUGGCGCCCCCACUGGACCUGUCCCUCUCUCAUUAGCCUAAUUUCCUGCUUUUCUCCCACAUAACAACAACUUCCUUGCCUUUUCUGAGUAAGAAUAAAGCGGGAGAAGAAGAUCAAGAAUCUGAGUGAUGGCUCGGGAGAAGAUUCAGAUCAAGAAGAUCGACAACGCCACGGCGAGGCAGGUGACGUUUUCAAAGAGGAGAAGAGGGCUUUUGAAGAAGGCUGAGGAGCUCUCAGUUCUCUGUGAUGCAGAUAUUGCUCUUAUCAUCUUCUCUUCAACUGGAAAGCUCUUUGAAUAUGCUAGCUCAAGCAUGAAGGAAAUCUUAGAAAGGCACCACUUGCACUCCAAAAAUCUUGACAAACUAGAGCAACCAUCUCUUGAGUUACAGCUAGUGGAGAACAGCAACUACUCCAGGUUGAGCAAGGAAAUAACAGCAAAAAGCCAUCAACUGAGGCAGAUGAGGGGAGAAGAACUUCAUGGAUUAAAUUUGGAAGAACUGCAACAGCUGGAGAAGUCCCUCGAGUCUGGAAUGGGCCGUGUGAUCGAGAAAAAGGUCAUUCUAUUGGGGGAAAAGAUUAUGAAAGAGAUCACCGACCUUCAAAGAAAUGCCAUUCAGUUGAUUGAAGAGAACGAACGAUUAAAACAACAAGUGGUGGAAAGAACGGAUGGUGGACGGAGGCAUGUUCAUGCUGAUUCAGAUAACAGGUUUACGGAGGAGGGUCAGUCAUCAGAGUCUGUAACCAAUCUCUGCAACUCUAAUAAUUCUCCUCAAGACUAUGACAGCUCAGAUACGUCUCUCAAGUUGGGGCUACCAUAUUCUGGCUGACUGGAAAUAGUUUGUGGUAAAUUGUGUGGUUCCGGUUAGGGAGAAUUAACUCCCAAGUAUAAUGAGAUGGAAUGUAACUGAACUGUUAAGAAAAAGGUGCAAGUGAUGUAUUAGAACCUUUGGGUUAGGUCUCUGUAAUGUUUCCAAGCAUCGUUAAUAGUACUUGUUUUCCUAGUCACUAUUACAAUGCCACUCCCACAUUAAUGGUGAGGCACAUCGCUUCUACACAAUGCCACCCCCACAAAAAUGGUGCACAGUUUCAACGUUGAUGUACUUCCUCGGUACUUUUGAUUG